CACAGCCUGAACUGUGAACAUCGCCUUUGUCACGCUCUGCUGCACACGUUGACCCACUGGCCACAUCACUUUACUUCUCUUUGCUAUGAAGAAGCUAUUCGGCCGCGAUAAGUCGAAACCCAAGCUCGCUCCUUCCGACAUCGGCUCAGGCGUACCAGAUAGCUAUAUUUCAUCUGUGAGCGCGGCUCAAGGGCAUGAGAGAUCUCGGUCGGGUACUCCACAACCUUCCGAGGAACAUUGGCAUGUCGUCGACAGUGAUGCACAAUCCUACUCAGUCCGCUCCACCGUCUCAGCGUCCUACUCUCCCCCAUUGGCCUCCUCAAUAGCUCCCUCCCACAUAUCUACCCCUCGCGCUCUUCCAUCGCUUUCUGCAGCACCAUCUCCGGCGGUCAACGCAAAACAAAGCCAGAAGGACCGCGAUCGAGAGCAGCCGCUACUGCGCAAGAAAGCACCGAAUGGUCAUGCUCACGGCGCGCUGGCCGCUGUUGGCAUCCUCAAGGCUCUGGAUCCACAUCUCGAAGUUCACAACACCUCUGAACUGUCCGAGGACAACAUGACAGAAAUAUCGACCCGUGAGGAUAGGAAAGAGCGGAAAGGGUUCUGGGAACGGAAAGAUAAGGACCGUGAACGAGACAAGGACAGGGACCGAGAGAGAGAGAAGGAUCGAGAGAGGGGACGCGAGCGAGACCGCAGAGAUGACGAUGCACCGGCUGAGCUCACGCGCAUGAUCGGCUACUUGACAGCAACAGCUUCGGAAGAUUGGUCGCUCGUAUUGGAGGUGUGCGAGAGGGCAUCAUCUAGUGAACCCAACGCCAAAGAGGCGGCCAAAGCCCUCCGCCGUGAGUUCAAAUAUGCCGAACCGACUGCCCAGUUGUCGGCCGCACGGCUCUGGGCGAUCAUGCUACGGAAUUCCUCUGCUGUCUUCACUCAUCAAUGUACAUCUCGCAAGUUCCUCGACACUUUGGAAGAUGUCGUCACGUCGUCACGCACAUCGCCUGUGGUUCGUGAGCGUUUGCUCGAGGUUCUAGCUGCUGCGGCAUAUGCGAGUUCAGCUGGCAGUAAGGAGGCAGCCUUUCGAUCACUCUGGAAGAAGGUCAAGCCCGCAGACAAACCCGAUGACGGUGUUCCUAUUGACACUGGUGACGCGAUGUUCAGCCCACCUACUCCGAGACAUCCCUCGCAAAAGUCCCAAACAACACCAGACCCUUCAUCGCUGGCCGGAUCCAGACCUCCACUAACGGUGAUGCCCAACAAAACCAGAACGUCCUCCCGUAGUCAGGUUAUUCCUCCGGAGGAAGACAUGCGACGUCUCUUUCAGGAGUGCAAGGUCGGCCGCGGCAACGCUUCACUUCUGUCCGAAGCGCUUGCAUUCGCCAGACCGGAGGAUCUAAAACUCAAGGAGAUCAUACGAGAGUUCUACGCACGCUGUCGUGCAUCACAAGAGCUCGUUUCUGCGCAGAUACCUUGGGCGUUUGCGCAGGCGGAACGGUCACGCCAAGCAGCGGGGCGCAGAGGCCAGCCGAAUAGUGGUACUAGGCCGUCGACGGACUCGCGCACCCCCAACCGUACAGACUCACAAGUCUCCUUAUCAACCAUAUCAUCUACUGGCGAGUUGACACAGGAAGAACAGCUACUUGCCGCUUUGUUGGCCGCCAACGAGGACUUGAUGGAGGCUUUGCGCUUGUAUGACGACCUGGAACGUGUUGGCAUGGAACGUGAAGCGGAGGAACGGAGCCGUAAAGAAACAAGGAUGGAUCGAAGCCACCUUCGUUAUGAAGAUCUGGAUCAUUCAUACUUGGAACCAGGAGAAGCUCAUCACGCUGGUGCAUCGUCAUCACGCAGUCCAUCUCCUUCAUCUCCUUCAUUGUCUUCCGCACCAUCCUUCGUCAUUACAACGGUGACGCCUGCUCAAUCACAUCCCCUGCCACCUAUCCCUUCAAAUACGACGACACCGACCGCAAAACACCAUCAGGCGCCCCCUAUUACUACUCAAGGCUCUAUUCAAUCUCUCGCUCCCCCUCCUCAUGCACCACUAGGACCGCGUUCGCCCGCUCAUAGCACCGGCCCGCAAUCGCGGACACCUUCGCCGGAACGCGCAUCCUUGAAACAGUCUGUCCCGCGCAGCUCAUUGGACUCUGCUCCCGGCUCGCUUGCUCGAGACAUGAACAGGCUCAGCGUACACAACAGGGACAACCCUGAGGAUAUGCACGGGACACCUGUCAGACUCAGCGCAAAAGCUCUCGGAAAACGAAGGCAGAUCGACCCAACAGAGUCUGACCGUGCGUGUCUCAUUGUCGCAUUUCUCGUCGUGGUGUCGUUGUGCUCAUCAAUGUGUGCAGGCGGCUUCGAUCCAGAUGAUAUCUUCUACGACAAUGCAGACGAUCAGUCUCGCCAGAACGACGAUUCGCUCGAAUCGGACUCGGACGAUGGGCGACAUCAUCGGUGGCAUCAGCCUGUGCAAUAUGUCUACGACGCUGCCGCAGAGCGCACGCAAGAGAGGAUUCGACAAGGAAGAGUCGCUGCGGCUGCUCUGGUCGGCAGCGUGCAUUGAUCGGUUGAUGUAGAGGGUUGGGAGAGGUGUGUCGUUACGCCCUCGGGCCCCUGUUAUCUAGUGCCUUCUCAACGUGCAGUUGCUUGGUCUUUGCGAAAGCACUGUCAUUGAGCUAUGAGCUAUCAUGUCUGCAGUCGCGCAUUUGCUGUUAGUUCGUCUGUGCAAUAACUUAUUACAUGGACGGUGGAUUGGGGGUUGUACAGGUACUCAAAUAUCUGAAGCAGGGCAUCGAGGAUAAGGCUUAGCGUGUACGGUAGAACUAUGCAUAUAUACCACUUAUGUUCAUUCCUAUUUCGCCAAGUUCAAUGCCAGAAUAUUAUCCUGGU
Molecule: messenger RNA, 2877 nt
Organism: Fomitopsis serialis
Lineage: Eukaryota; Fungi; Basidiomycota; Agaricomycetes; Polyporales; Fomitopsidaceae
Exons: 8
Coding region: 86-2551 (821 amino acids)
Biological process (GO): actin filament organization; endocytosis; actin cortical patch localization
Cellular component (GO): actin cortical patch
Molecular function (GO): phosphatidylinositol binding; ubiquitin binding
Source: RefSeq, a predicted model, not a curated record